Aaosphaeria arxii CBS 175.79 is the source of this 1168-nucleotide messenger RNA. RefSeq names its product malate dehydrogenase. Gene Ontology annotation, molecular function: oxidoreductase activity. The transcript has a single exon. The coding region runs from base 32 to 1111 and encodes 359 amino acids. Lineage: Eukaryota; Fungi; Ascomycota; Dothideomycetes; Pleosporales. The record is from RefSeq and is a predicted model, not a curated record.
UACUAAAUCAUUACUCUUUUUCUUUUUCAAAAUGGCGGGAAUUGCACCAGAUACGAAAUUUUAUGUUGAUGCUCAGGACGCUGAACGCUUCGUCGAGUCCGUCCUCGUUGGCAAUGGUGUCCCUGCAGCCCAUGCCAGCGUCGUUGCGCGAUGCCUGGUAGCAGCUGAUCUGCGAGGCGUCGACACACAUGGGAUGAACCGGAUACCAUCCUACAUGGAGCGAAUACGACAAGGAGUACUCGAUGCCAAAGCUACGCCAGAAUUGAAGCAAGUCACUCCUGUAGUCGCGCAAGUCGACGCAAAAAAUGCCUUCGGCUUCCUCGCUGCAGACAUCGGCAUGGCUGCAGCGAUCGAGUCGGCGAAACUCUACGGUAUUGGCAUGACAAGCAUCUUGCACUCGAACCACUUUGGAAUGAGCGCUUGGGUGGUUCAGAAGGCGUUGGACGCUGAUAUGAUGAGUCUGGUGUUUACCAAUUCAAGUCCUGCGCUCCCUCCGUGGGGCGGCAAGAGUAUGCUGUUGGGUGUCUCGCCGCUCGCUUGUGGAGCGCCUGGUAAAGACAACCCGUUCAUCCUAGAUAUGGCCCCGUCAAUUGCUGCAAGAGGCAAAAUCUACAAAGCAAAGAGAAGAGGCGAAAAGAUCCCCUCAGAUUGGGCGUUAGAUAAGGAUGGAAAUGCCACAGAUGAUCCCGCAGCCGCUUUGGAUGGUGGUGUAAUGCUACCUAUGGGCGGUCCGAAGGGCUCAGGGCUGGCUGUUAUGAUGGACGUGUUCUCUGGCGUCCUCUCUGGAUCCGCUUUCGCUGGAAACGUAACUGGUCCCUACGAUCCGUCGAAACCAUCGAAUGUUGGGCAUUUUCUGGUCGCCAUCAAGCCUGACUUGUUCAUGAGUCUCGAUGAUUUCAGAGAAAGGAUGCAGUAUCUGUAUGAUCGAGUAGUGGGUGCAGACAAGGCCGCGGGUGUUGAUCGAAUAUAUUUCCCCGGCGAGCUGGAACAAUUGCAACAGCAAGAAAGGGAGAAAACAGGGAUCCCUCUAGUUCAAGCCGAAAUCGAUGCUCUAAACGCAGAAGCAAACAAGGUCGGGGCGAAGCCGUUGGUCAUCAAGAACCCGUCAUAGAUUUAGAUAACACGUGUAAUAUGGAGAAUUUUGUAUGAUCGGAACAUAAAAUGGGUA